Procambarus clarkii (red swamp crayfish) is the source of this 2430-nucleotide messenger RNA. Lineage: Eukaryota; Metazoa; Arthropoda; Malacostraca; Decapoda; Cambaridae. The record is from RefSeq and is a predicted model, not a curated record.
AUGAUCCCCGUUAGUGACAACGGGGACGUCAGACCAACAUAUAAAGAUGCCCUCCACGCUGGCAACACUGACCAUAAAAAUGACCUCCACGCUGGCAACACUGACCAUAAAGAUGACCUCCACGCUGGCAACACUGGCAGUAAAGAUGCCCUCCACGCUGGCAACACUGACCAUAAAGAUGACCUCCACGCUGGCAACACUGACCAUAAAGAUGACCUCCACGCUGGCAACACUGGCAGUAAAGAUGACCUCCACGCUGGCAACACUGGCAGUAAAGAUGACCUCCACGCUGGCAACACUGACCAUAAAGAUGACCACGCUGGCAACACUGACCAUAAAGAUGACCUCCACGCUGGCAACACUGGCAGUAAAGAUGACCUCCACGCUGGAAACACUGGCAGUAAAGAUGACCUCCACGCUGGCAACACUGGCAGUAAAGAUGACCUCCACGCUGGAAACACUGGCAGUAAAGAUGACCUCCACGCUGGCAACACUGACAGUAAAGAUGACCUCCACGCUGGCAACACUGGCAGUAAAGAUGACCUCCACGCUGGCAACACUGGCAGUAAAGAUGACCUCCACGCUGGCAACACUGGCAGUAAAGAUGACCUCCACGCUGGCAACACUGGCAGUAAAGAUGACCUCCACGCUGGCAACACUGGCAGUAAAGAUGACCUCCACGCUGGCAACACUGACAGUAAAGAUGACCUCCACGCUGGCAACACUGGCAGUAAAGAUGACCUCCACGCUGGCAACACUGGCAGUAAAGAUGACCUCCACGCUGGCAACACUGACAGUAAAGAUGACCUCCACGCUGGCAACACUGACAGUAAAGAUGACCUCCUCGCUGGCAACACUGGCAGUAAAGAUGACCUCCACGCUGGCAACACUGACAGUAAAGAUGACCUCCACGCUGGCAACACUGGCAGUAAAGAUGACCUCCACGCUGGCAACACUGGCAGUAAAGAUGACCUCCACGCUGGCAACACUGACAGUAAAGAUGACCUCCACGCUGGCAACACUGACAGUAAAGAUGACCUCCACGCUGGCAACACUGGCAGUAAAGAUGACCUCCACGCUGGCAACACUGGCAGUAAAGAUGACCUCCACGCUGGCAACACUGUGUCUAUCAGUCUCUGCCAGCAGCCUACUACUCCACCUGCAGGCCAGCAGCCUACUACUCCACCUGCAGGCCAGCAGCCUACUACUCCACCUGCAGGCCAGCAGCCUACUACUCCACCUGCAGGCCAGCAGCCUACUACUCCACCUGCAGGCCAGCAGCCUACUACUCCACCUGCAGGCCAGCAGCCUACUACUCCACCUGCUGGCCAGCAGCCUACUACUCCACCUGCAGGCCAGCAGCCUACUACUCCACCUGCAGGCCAGCAGCCUACUACUCCACCUGCAGGCCAGCAGCCUACUACUCCACCUGCAGGCCAGCAGCCUACUACUCCACCUGCAGGCCAGCAGCCUACUACUCCACCUGCAGGCCAGCAGCCUACUACUCCACCUGCAGGCCAGCAGCCUACUACUCCACCUGCUGGCCAGCAGCCUACUACUCCACCUGCAGGCCAGCAGCCUACUACUCCACCUGCAGGCCAGCAGCCUACUACUCCACCUGCUGGCCAGCAGCCUACUACUCCACCUGCAGGCCAGCAGCCUACUACUCCACCUGCUGGCCAGCAGCCUACUACUCCACCUGCUGGCCAGCAGCCUACUACUCCACCUGCAGGCCAGCAGCCUACUACUCCACCUGCAGGCCAGCAGCCUACUACUCCACCUGCAGGCCAGCAGCCUACUACUCCACCUGCAGGCCAGCAGCCUACUACUCCACCUGCUGGCCAGCAGCCUACUACUACUCCACCUGCAGGCCAGCAGCCUACUACUCCACCUGCUGGCCAGCAGCCUACUACUCCACCUGCUGGCCAGCAGCCUACUACUACUCCACCUGCAGGCCAGCAGCUUACUACUCCACCUGCUGGCCAGCAGCCUACUACUACUCCACCUGCAGGCCAGCAGCCUACUACUCCACCUGCUGGCCAGCAGCCUACUACUCCACCUGCUGGCCAGCAGCCUACUACUACUCCACCUGCAGGCCAGCAGCCUACUACUCCACCUGCAGGCCAGCAGCCUACUACUACUCCACCUGCAGGCCAGCAGCCUACUACUCCACCUGCUGGCCAGCAGCCUACUACUCCACCUGCUGGCCAGCAGCCUACUACUCCACCUGCUGGCCAGCAGCCUACUACUACUCCACCUGCAGGCCAGCAGCCUACUACUCCACCUGCUGGCCAGCAGCCUACUACUCCACCUGCAGGCCAGCAGCCUACUACUCCACCUGCUGGCCAGCAGCCUACUCCACCUGCAGGCCGGCGCUCUGUGGCCAGGUAUUGGAACAAGGAGUUAAGUGGGGCUUGUGGAGCGUGCUGA